AUGGCGGACGCGGAGAAGGCGCGGUCUCGAUCGAGGCCCGAUGAGGCCCCGAUCAAGACGACGGAGGCCCAGCGGCAGUAUAGUAAAGUAGCAUUCGCUGUCGCGGCCUACGCCACGUGCUCGGCGUCUAUGUUGAUCGUGAACAAGCUGUGCAUCACGUAUCUUCCGGCGCCGACCGUGGUGCUCUUCCUGCAGCUCUCGUUCACCGCGGUGGCCAUCCGCGCUAUGACGCACUAUGGCAUCGUCGACGCCGACCCACUGGACGUGGAGAAGGCCAAGCCGUUCGUCCUCGUCGCCCUCGCGUUCCUUGGUGCGCUGUACACGAACGUCAAAACCCUGCAGUACGCCAACGUCGAGACGUUCAUCGUGUUCCGUUGCUCAACGCCGUGCCUCAUCGCGGUGCUCGACUACGUGUUCUUAGGCAGGGCGAUGCCAAACUUGAAGUCGUGGGCGAGCCUGGGCGCGAUCGUGUGCGGCGCGGUGACGUACGUGUCGUUCGAUGCGGACUUUGAAGUUCGCGCGUACGGGUGGGUGCUGGCGUGGUACGUGGUCUUCGCGUUUGACCAAAUUUACAUCAAGUACGCGGUGGACCAGAGUUCCUUGAGCGUGUGGGGAAGGACCUAUUACAUGAACGCCCUGGCGGUGGUACCGGUGUCCGUGAUGGGUCUGUUGUCCGGGGAGUCGUCGGCGGUUUCGAGAGGGGGACUGACGAGGGAGGACGAGGCGUAUCAGUGGGGAUGGGCGGGUUUCUGCGCGCUGACGGCGUCGUGCGUCGCGGGAGUGGUGAUGAGCUACAGCGCCAUGCAGCUCAGGGGGAUGAUCAGCGCGACGUCGUUCACGGUGGUGGGAACCAUGUGCAAGAUCGCGACAGUGGUGGUCAACUGUCUGAUAUGGGACAAACACGCGUCCUUAGGGGGGCUCGCCGCUCUGUUCAUCUGCCUCUUCGCCGGCUUGGGGUACGAGCAGUCGCCCCUCAGAACCCCACAGCCGGCGACGACGAAGCCGGCGACGGUGGGAUCCGACAAGGUCUAAUGA
Messenger RNA from Micromonas commoda, 1035 nucleotides. RefSeq names its product Drug/Metabolite transporter superfamily. The transcript has a single exon. Gene Ontology annotation, cellular component: Golgi apparatus. The record is from RefSeq and is a predicted model, not a curated record. Gene Ontology annotation, molecular function: GDP-fucose transmembrane transporter activity; antiporter activity. Bases 1 to 1032 code for a protein of 343 amino acids. NCBI's taxonomy places the organism in Eukaryota, Viridiplantae, Chlorophyta, Mamiellophyceae, Mamiellales, Mamiellaceae.